Molecule: messenger RNA, 1290 nt
Organism: Trematomus bernacchii (emerald rockcod)
Lineage: Eukaryota; Metazoa; Chordata; Actinopteri; Perciformes; Nototheniidae
Product: dynein heavy chain 9, axonemal-like
Exons: 9
Coding region: 1-1290 (429 amino acids)
Biological process (GO): microtubule-based movement
Cellular component (GO): dynein complex
Molecular function (GO): minus-end-directed microtubule motor activity; ATP binding; dynein light intermediate chain binding
Source: RefSeq, a predicted model, not a curated record
AUGAUAGCUGAGGACUCCAGGCGCUUUGAGGGGAUUGAUGCUGAUUUCAAAGAGCUGGCAAACGCUGUGCAUCAAACGCCCAAUGUAGUGGAGGCCACUAAUAAAGUGGGUCUGUUUGGUAAACUGGAGGACAUCCAGAGCAGGCUGUCUCUAUGUGAAAAAGCUCUGUCAGAAUACCUGGACACCAAGCGUCUGGCCUUUCCCAGAUUUGACUUCAUCUCUUCAGCUGAUCUGCUGGACAUCCUGUCCAAUGGGACCAACCCACAGCAGGUGGAGAAGCAUCUGUCGAAGCUGUUUGACAACAUGGCUAAGAUGCAAUUUGAUGCAGAUGAAGAGGAGAGGCCUGCACAGAGCGCUGUGGGGAUGUUCAGCAGAGAGGAGGAGUACGUCCCCUUCAGUCAGCCCUGUGAAUGCACCGGACAGGUGGAGGUGUGGCUGAACCGGGUUCUGGACAGCAUGCGCUCCACGGUGAGACACGAGCUGAGCGAGGCAGUGACGUCCUCCGAGGACAGACCCAGAGAGCAGUGGCUCUUUGACUGUCCAGCCCAGGUAGCAUUGACCUGCACUCAGAUCUGGUGGACGUCUGAUGUGGGCAUGGCCUUUUCCCGUCUGGAGGAGGGCUAUGAUAACGCCAUGAAGGAGUUCCACAGGAAGCAGGUGUCCCAGCUCAACACCCUCAUCUCCAUUCUGAUUGGGCAUCUUACGCUGGGCGAUCGGCAGAUGGUCAUGACGAUCUGCACCAUCGACGUCCAUGCCAGGGACGUGGUGGCCAAGAUGAUCGCUCACAAGGUGGAGAACUCUCAGGCCUUCGUGUGGCUCUCCCAGCUGAGACACCGUUGGGAUGAGAAGGACAAACAUUGUUUUUCCAACAUCUUUGAUGCCCAGUUCCUCUACUCUUAUGAAUACCUGGGCAACACGCCCCGAUUAGUCAUCACUCCUCUGACAGAUAGGUGCUACAUCACCCUGACCCAGUCCCUCCACCUGACCAUGAGUGGAGCUCCAGCAGGGCCCGCAGGCACAGGGAAGACCGAGACCACCAAGGACCUGGGCAGAGCCCUCGGCAUCAUGGUCUAUGUAUUCAACUGCUCUGAGCAGAUGGACUACAAGGUAAAAAGCAUCCAGGACGCCAUUCGAGACAAGAAGCAGAGGUUUACCGUCAUGAGGGAGGAGGUGAGCCUCUGCCCCUCUGUUGGCAUCUUCAUCACGAUGAACCCAGGAUACGCCGGCCGGACGGAGCUUCCGGAGAACCUCAAGGCUCUGUUCAGGAGAAGAAACACAGCUCUGAGUUAA